AUGUCAUCCCCAUCGAACGAGUCUUUCUUGCAGUGGGACCCGGCCCAAGUGGCCAGCCACGUAAGAUCGGUGUUGUCGGAAGAACACAAAGGGUUGGCCGAAAGCUUUCUCCACCAUAAGAUCGAGGGCUCGCUCCUCCCCUUCAUCACCACGGAACACCUCAAGGAGCUCGGAAUUGCCCAGCUCCUGACCCGCUUGGCGGUCAAGAAGUCGUUCACCGACCUCAUCACUGCCCAUCACCAGAAGUACCCCCUCCAGUCCAUGAAUGACCCCGAGUACAAGCUCAACAACAUCAACAUCAACACCAACUACGUCAGCAUGGAGUCGUUGUCCCUUUCGUCUGUCCUCAUGCAAGACAUGUUCAAGAAGUUAGGCCAUCUCAUGCAGCAGCAGAUCCAGUCCAGUGAGCCAUCUCCAGUUUCUCCUAACCAGAACCUGUUGGAUAUCAAGCGGUUGAACGAAAACUUCAUUAAAUUGAAAACAGACUUGAUCCCGGUGAUCAGGCUACUCAAGGAUUCCAAGCCUUUACCCACACCCACCCUUGAUCCGGGAACAAGCUCGUCCAAUGUUGAUUCCCCCACCCUUUCCAUUCUGAGCUCGCAGUCCGAAUCGGCGGGCUCUUGGGCGGAUCCACUUUCUGACUUUGGAACCAUCACUUCCAACUCUACAUUUGCGCCACACCGUCAGAAUGUAUCCCGAAGUAACAGUGUUAGUAACAAUGGCGGGAACGUGAGCAAUAGAAGCUCCUAUAACCUUCCAAGUCCGACAUAUUCAAAGCGUUUCUCCUCAGGGUCUCAGUUUUCAUUAGGGACAGGUAAAAUAAUUCUGCAGUCAAUUCCUAAAAUCCACGAGACCAGAACCCAGGCUGAUUUCACUCUUCCUAAGAUAAUUCCCGAUAACUCCAAUAAAGACGGAGAAGCCUUAAGACCUAGACUUGUCGAAACUAAAUCGUCCAGCUCAACUACCACCAUCAAUACCCUUGGCAAUGUUCCCGGAACUCCAACCACCCCGACAAUGAACAACACGGCCCCCUCGCAACCAUCUAACGAGCCAUUGAAGCAAUUGCGUGCUUCUACGGAGGAUUCUUGUCUCAAGAUAUUGCAGCAGGCAAUGAAACGUCAUCAUAUCCCGCGAGAUGACUGGUCCAAGUACGUGUUGGUCAUCUGCUACGGAGACAAGGAAAGAAUCUUGAAGUUGGCGGAGAAGCCGGUGAUAAUCUUUAAAGAGUUACAGGAAUUGGGCAAACAUCCUGCCAUCAUGUUGCGACAAUUGGCCACAACUGCCACGACAGAAACAGGAUCGGACGAGCUAUACGAAGACUCCCGGAUAGGAGACGAUAUUCCUGGAGGAACAUUGUAA
Molecule: messenger RNA, 1359 nt
Organism: Suhomyces tanzawaensis NRRL Y-17324
Lineage: Eukaryota; Fungi; Ascomycota; Pichiomycetes; Serinales; Debaryomycetaceae
Gene: STE50
Product: Ste50p
Exons: 2
Coding region: 1-1359 (452 amino acids)
Biological process (GO): signal transduction
Molecular function (GO): protein binding
Source: RefSeq, a predicted model, not a curated record